Messenger RNA from Hypomesus transpacificus, 1702 nucleotides. It is a transcript of the gene trim55b, whose product is annotated as tripartite motif containing 55b. Gene Ontology annotation, molecular function: zinc ion binding. The transcript is spliced from 8 exons. The record is from RefSeq and is a predicted model, not a curated record. NCBI's taxonomy places the organism in Eukaryota, Metazoa, Chordata, Actinopteri, Osmeriformes, Osmeridae. Bases 188 to 1276 code for a protein of 362 amino acids.
UGCGCGAUAUCCAGUUUGAGACACAAUUUGCACCGGAGCGAAUGUAUUGGGGGCAUUGCCGUUUAGCAUGCGUUACGUAAAGCAAGAAAUUGUGAUUUGACAAUGCGGAAUUGAUUAAGUCAAUUUGUCUGUUAUUUCAAGCUGACUGUUACAGUCAAAUUAUAUUCGAUUCAUCAGAAGAUUCGUCAUGGACAACUUGGAAAAGCAACUGAUCUGUCCAAUAUGCCUGGAAAUGUUUACGAAGCCUGUGGUCAUUCUACCAUGUCAGCACAACCUAUGUCGGAAGUGUGCCAAUGAUAUAUUCCAGGCCUCCAACCCCUAUCUUCCAACAAGAGGAGGGUCGGUAACUUCCGGUGGCCGCUUCCGAUGCCCCUCCUGUAGGCAUGAGGUAGUGCUCGACCGGCAUGGUGUUUAUGGGCUCCAGAGAAACCUGCUGGUGGAAAAUAUCAUUGACAUGUUCAAACAGGAGUCCACCAGCAGCAGCAGCAGCAGCAAGCCCACCACGGAAAGACAGGAGGAUCAGCCCAUGUGUGAGGUCCACAAGGAGGAGAGGAUCAACAUCUACUGUGUGACCCACGGCGUCCCCACCUGCUCCAUGUGCAAGGUGUUUGGGGCUCACAAGGACUGCGAGGUGGCUCCUCUCACCAGCAUCUUCCAGACCCAGAAGACAGAGCUGUCAGACGGCGUAGCGAUGAUGGUGGGGAACAAUGACAGGAUCCAGGGAAUCAUCAGUCAGUUAGAGGAGACCUGCCGGACCAUAGAGGAGAAUGGUAGGAGGCAGAAGUCCCAGGUGUGCGAGAGAUUCGACCAGCUGUACACCCUCCUGGAGGAGAAGAAGAGAGAGAUGAGUGGGAAGGUCACGGGCGAGCAGGAGGAGAAGCUCAACUACAUCCGCGGUCUGACCAGGAAGUAUGGCGACCACCUGGAGGAGUGCUGUAAGGUUGUGGAGACAGGCAUCCAGACUAUGGAGGAGCCUGAGAUGGCAGUGUUUCUACAGACAGCUAAACCUCUUCUCAAAAAGAUUGGGGAAGUGUCAAGUACAUCUCACCUGGACAAGGUGGAGCGUGGCUAUGACAACAUGGAUCAUUACAAAGUCAACUUUAAGAAGGAGGGACUGGCUAUACAAAAUAUCGACUUCAUAGAAGAUGAUGAUGAUGAAGAUGAUGAAGAGGCUGUGGAUGAAGGAGAAGAAGGUGCCAAUGCUGGAUUGGGGACCCAGGCCGCACCUCUGGUCACCUCCCCACAGAGUGCUUCCAGGAGUGCUGCCCCGCCCUAGCACCCAUGCACCCAGGCGGAGCUAAACCCACCUAGGAGAACGUGACCUGUAGCCUCUGAUCUGAGUUCAGUUCUGAGGAGAUUUUCUUUGGGGGGAUCAGCACAGGUGAAUCUCUAUGGUUUACCUCUUGAGCGCUGGAGGGGUGAUACCCACCUGCGGUCAUUUUCUACCUGGAUCAGAGAGUGAACAUGGGGAGAGAUGGGAAAGUCUGGACAGAAGUUUUCCUGGGUCUCACUUCAAUGAGUCUGAUUAGGUGGAACAGGGUUGGACUAGAUUGUUUACCCAAUUGCAACUAUUAACCUGGUCAACUUCACGAAUGGAGUACUUAUUUGGGGUAAUUAAAGCAUGUAUGAAUCAUUCAUUACCCACUUUUGGUUUUCUUUUAGAUGCUUUAUACAGAACAAUUAUUUUUUCUAUGCCUAAAUG